AGACCAUCAUUUUCAACUACCUACCUUACCUACAUUAACAUUAAGUAUCUACUUAUUAGCUAGUCGAAGUCAAGGUCAACUACAAUUAUUUUGAUUUUGAUCCUUAAACCUUUAUGCAAGAUAGAUAUUAGUCACUCAAUAACUUUUGUAAGCUUGGAUUUUUCGACGAGCUCUAGAACUGAUGACCACCUCGAAUCUUUGUAUCUUUAGGGUACUGCCUCACACGGGAGACAAGCCAGAUGGACGACUCGGGCAGCGCUACAGACGGCAAUGCGCCAGACCCCAAUCUUAUCGAAAAGCUCCCUGAAAUUGUCAACAUUGUCGAGGAUGGAGAUUUGAUUUUGGAUGUUACUUUUGAGAACUCUAAGGAUACUAUUCGAACAGCACGAGCCGCUCAAUCCAAACUACUAAGUCGGGACUCACAACCCGCACCGAAGAAGAAGGCCCGCUUAGGUUUCCGUGUCAGCCUCAAAGCGCUUAAGACUCAGUCUAAGUAUUUUGAGAGGCUCCUCACUGAUACUCGCUUUAAAGAGGCAAAGGAUAUAUCAAGCGCCUUUGCCGCGCUCUCGGUGAGGAAUGUCAAGCCCGAAACUGCUGAAGCUCAGGAACUUCCCUGGAUCAAAAUCCAAGAUGACGACCAGGCAACUCAAUAUGCGCAUCGCGAAGGUGCAUUUGGCGAUCUUCUAAGGAUCCUUCAUGGCAAGGAAGUAGUCACAAAGUUCACCAUGUUCACCAUGUUAUUCGUAACUACAUUAGCUGUCUUAGCUGAUCGCUUUGACUGUGCAUCCGCGGUCUCGAAGUUCCUCGUUGCCGGCAUGAGGUUCAAAUGGCCCGUGACAAAUCGUAAAUCUACCAGGGACGAGCCGUUAAUUAUGAGCCGCAGCAAUGAGGAUGUUCUACGCCAAAAGAUACUCGUGUCGUGGCUAUUGAAUCAACCUGCUAGGUUUCAGGCCGCUACAAAAGAGAUUAUCAUGAAUGGCUCUUGUCGAUGGAGCUCGUUUGCUCAAGACGACGAGUUUUCAGAUGCUACGUGGUGGUACUUGCAGGAUGGUCUCGAGCAAGAGUUGCAAUACCGCCGCCAAUGCAUCCUAAAUACAAUAGCCUCCGUCCAGCGGCACUUCAUUGCUCUCUACACGUCGCGCACGCGGCAGUGUAAGCUUGGCUAUGAUUCGAGUGCGGCUUGCGACUCGUACCAGUUAGGCGAGAUAUUCAAGUUUCUGACGAAUAAGAAUCUCAUGUUCCUCGUCGACUUUUCACCAGCAUCUCUCGAUUCCAUCGCAGAUACCUCCCUACUGCAAAUCGACGCCGUAAUCGCCACUCUGCGACAGUUCCCCAGCUACCAGAUAGACAAGAACCACACUAACUGCGGGAUGCGUACGCGUAUCAUACCCAUCCUAGAUUUCAUACUAGGCCUAUUAUCGGCGAACUCCGUCCCCAUAACCAGAAAUACCUGGAAGAACAAUCGUCAGGCGGUCGCCUGGAUGCCGCCUGAUACCGAGGGUAAGGACAAACCAGAGGUGGCACCAUUCCAGUUUACGAGGUCGCUGGCGGGAGAUCAGCGGUUGCGCUUCGAGAACGCAUUGGGUGCGGAUAAGUUCGCUAAAGAUGUGUUUACGGCGCCGAGCUGGGAUUGGACGGCGGAGGAUCAGGUGCGCGAUGAUCUCCCGUCCACUACUCCGAGAUGGAGUUUGAAGUAAGUAGGUAUUGUGGUGUGUUAGACGUAGCGGGAUAGUAGGAUUCCUUCCGAGACCUUGAAAUAGAAAGAUGAAGAGCUGCUAUACACUUGAGGUCCUCUAUUUGCAGGUAUGUGUAGAGAGAGAAGAGCUUGGAUAUCAUACCGGGACUAUAGGUCAGAUUAUCCUUAGACGGAUGUUAUUACUGUUAUUAGAUAAACGGUAUCCGUGGUGUUGUGUGAUAUUGAAUAGGGGGCUCUGGAAAAUUUCAAGCUUUCAAAAUGGAGGAGAUUCAAGUUCAUGAAGUACUCGCAAGCAAAUUUAUAGAUGAUGUGUUCAGUUGUUUAGCACCUUAAUAAUGAAGGG
This is a messenger RNA of Daldinia decipiens, 2039 nucleotides long. RefSeq lists its product as uncharacterized. The record is from RefSeq and is a predicted model, not a curated record. The coding region runs from base 240 to 1697 and encodes 485 amino acids. NCBI's taxonomy places the organism in Eukaryota, Fungi, Ascomycota, Sordariomycetes, Xylariales, Hypoxylaceae. The transcript has 2 exons.